AUGGUAUGCACAACAACAAUCAUCACUUUUCUUGCAACAUUGAGUCAUGCUCAAGCUAUUCGAUUUCUGGGAAGAGUUAAUCCCACAACUAAAGAACUGACUUGGCCGGGAACUGGCGUGUCGUUUACAUUCACUGGGACAUCCGCUGUUGUUACCCUCGGCGCUGUAAGUGGCACCAGCAGCUUCAACUUACGCGUGGAUGGUGGCGAACCUACCCUCAUCUCCGAUCUCUCAAGCAAAAAAAUCUCUACAACUGGAUUGGCUCAAGGAAACCACACAGUCGUCUUGCGGAAACGAUCGGAAACAGGAUUCGGUACUGUGACGAUCGGCAACAUCACAGUUGACGGUUCAUUCGGUCCAGAUGCUAUCCCCAAACGAAAAAUCGAGAUAAUUGGCGAUUCCAUUACCGUAGGGUACGGCCUUGACGGAACACUUCCAUGCACAGACAGUGCUAUUGUGCAGAACAACCCCAAAACCUAUGGCGCGCUGGCAGCGGAUGCACUCGGUGCCGACUAUAGUGUCGUAGCUUGGAGUGGCAAAGGGGUAACAAGAAACUACGCAUCCGGGCAACCAGAUGAUAGUCCGAUCAUGCCACAGCUAUGGACACGACAUGGUGCGAACGACGCAGACAAUAGCUACACGUUUCCCGCGACUGCAACCCCCGACGCCGUAGUCAUUAACUUAGGCACAAACGACUUCAGCUACCUUAAUGUACGCCCAGCGCUUAAUGCUACCUUCUUCACAGACGCCUUCAUCGAUUUUGUUGGCAAUAUCCGAGGCCAUUACCCAGAUGCGGAGUACUUUCUUGUCACAUCCCCUAUGCUGAAUGACAAUUAUCCUUCAGCAGAAGAUGCGCAGAAGACAACGCAUAGAAAAUCUCUUGAGUCGGUUAUUACGCACUUCAAUAGUACCAAGUUUCAUCUCGUGGAUUGGCCGUCGCAGGGUUCAGAUGUGGGGUGUGAUUAUCAUCCCAAUGAGGCGACUCACGCAGCUGGUGCUAAAUUACUUGUUGAUGCAAUCAAGGGGGCUCUGAACUGGUAG
Aaosphaeria arxii CBS 175.79 is the source of this 1041-nucleotide messenger RNA. RefSeq names its product carbohydrate esterase family 2 protein. The coding region runs from base 1 to 1041 and encodes 346 amino acids. The record is from RefSeq and is a predicted model, not a curated record. NCBI's taxonomy places the organism in Eukaryota, Fungi, Ascomycota, Dothideomycetes, Pleosporales. Gene Ontology annotation, molecular function: carboxylic ester hydrolase activity. The transcript has a single exon.